Messenger RNA from Linum trigynum, 3260 nucleotides. The record is from the annotation of a GenBank genome assembly. Lineage: Eukaryota; Viridiplantae; Streptophyta; Magnoliopsida; Malpighiales; Linaceae.
CCCGUUGAAUUAUAUACCCGCCAUUCUUCGCGCCGGCGGCAGGCAUGUGGGAAGUUGGAACGGUAAGUGGCCGGCGAUUCAUGAUCGGCUUGUGGGUUCUAAACUUCCGAUGAUCUGAUUGAUUCCCGUACUCUGUUUUGGUUCUCCCUUUUGUUUUUCCAUUGAUGGGUUGUGAUCGGAACUGGGGAAAGGUGCCUGCUUUCCGACUUGGGCAACGUUUGGUUGUUGGGAAUCUUACUACGGGUCAACGGCGGGUGGACGAAGCCGUUGUUCUUCUCGUGGGUUGGAUCGGAUUACAAGUUGAUCAGAUUAUGCGUUGAUCGGAUUACAGGUCAAUCAGUUUCGGGUUGGAUCGGAUUACGAGUUGAUCAGAUUAUGCGUUGAUCGGAUUACUGGUCAAUCGAUUUCGGGUUACGGACGAGCAUUGGGUUGUUGACUUUUGAUCAAAUCGGGUUACAAAUGGGUUGUGGCUCGGGUGGGUUGGACAGGUUAGUCGGGACGGGUUCAAUUUUCACCGCUCUACAUUUUUUUCACCUAACCAUUGCGGGUGGUCUAAGUUUCUGGCCCGCGAAAAACUAACUAUCCAGUCCGACGAGGAGAAGGCAACGGGUAGCAACGGUAUAUGUGCCUACUUAAAUGGAUUGGGGGCUUCGUUUCGUUCCUAUCCAUCGACUCUCUCUCUCGGGUCCUCUGUCACCUCCGGCGCCGUGUUUUCUCUUUCAAUCCGACCGUUUUCUGCAGUCUACAUAUGGCUAAGCUCUCUCGGGUGACUGGAAACUGCAUUUCGGAUUGGGAUCUGCCGCUAAGCUCACUCCUCCCCUGUUCUGCCCCCAGAAAAAGGCGCCGGAUCUGUGCAGAGGAGAACCCUCCUCCUCCACAGAUUAGCAAACUGGGAGACGAUCUCCUCGUAGAGAUUCUGAUUCGCCUCCCUGACCCUAAAUCCGCCGGACGGAGCAAGGCCGUCUGCAAGCUGUGGAGCACGCUCAUCUCCGACCCCGGCUUCGAUCGCCGGUUCUUAUCUCACCACCGGAGCAGGAACGAACGAGGCCCACCUCCGCCGCUUCUUUUCUCAGACGACCCUCACUCCAUCCUCAGCUUCCUCCCCGUGCCCGAUGAAGAUCGACGGGAUCUCGUAGUUUGGGAUUCCUUCAAGGACCUGCUUCUGUGCGGCUUUGAAGACAGCAUUGAUGCCGAGCCUGAAAGGUCCUUCUUUAUCUGCAAUCCGUUCACCAAGCAGUGGAUCGCCCUUCCUCUCGCGCCCAGAAAUGGGGACACAUACGUGGUGCUUGGAGACAGAAAGACAUUGGCGGCAAGGUUAGUUUGUGAACCCCGCGGUAGCAGUAUUAGCAACAAUCAUAAUCUUGCACAUCAGCUAGGAGGUGAACCAUUAGCAGAAACUACUGCCUUUGUUUAUUCCGAGUAUCAGUUUCGUGUGGUGUGUAUGUAUGAAUCGCGGUCGGGCACAGCGAUGGACGUGUUUAGCUCAGAGUCUGGGAGAUGGAAGAAACAGGCUCUUGUACUAUAUGAUCACCGGAGAUUGUUUGAUUUCCGUGUUGUCUCGUGGAACAGCGAGCUGUUUUGGGUGUAUUAUCCAGCCGGUGAUCCCCGGAGCUUAGAGGUUGUUGCAUUUAAUCCUUUCCGCCUCAAUACACCGCCCACGCCCACAUCUUUGAAUGUACCUUCUGAACUGUUGACGGGAUUGGAGGAGGGAAGUGGGAAUCUUUCGAUCUCACAAGGAACUGCGCACAUAAUUCUACUUGGAGUUGAAGGCCCUGGCAGUCGUUGCUCGAGGGGUGCUUUGAGUGUUUGGAGACUGGAAGAAGGUGGCAAGUCUUGGAGCAAACUAUAUGAAAUGGCAUUGAGGAACCCGACAUUGUCUUCGUCGCCUUAUAUAUGUAAGUACUGUCAGGUACUCGAUCUGCAUCCAGAGAAGCCGGAAAUUGUGUUCUUAGCAUAUUUGAAGUAUCCCGAUACGGGUAUAUUGUCCUGCAAUUUGAGGACGGGAGAAGUAGAGAUGCUUGCUGAACCAAUGACAUGUUAUUUACACAAUUGGAGGGUGUUCCAGCCUAGAGUGUCCUGCUGGCCUACUCCAAUUCCAAGGUACGAGAAAUUACGGGGUUACAAUGGAAGCAAAGGAACUCUUGGGCAUUGUUUUAAGAAGCAGAAGAAAAUUCUUAGGUAUUGUGGUAUUGGUUAAUCAUGUAUAAUUAUUAUAUUUUCUUUCUUGCCUGUUGCCUAAAAAAUGGCUUCUGUUAUUUGUUUGCUGCUAAGAUUAUAACUGGUUUCCCUUGCGUUUUCAAAAGCUUCUUAUCGAACCGUCUUCUUUUUCAAUCCGUGUUGGUUGUAAAUUGUGGUGUUUGCAAUGUGAUGAUGAUUGGAGCUCUUUUGGCAACCAGAUUUUGUGUCGUAAAGGCUAAAUAUCCUAAAUACAACUAGCCAUAUCAUCAGUAAAUUGUGUUGUAAACGCUGAAAGAAGUAAUAGUCACAUAGAGAACUUACACGACCACACCAUAACCACGUGGUUCAUUAGUUUGACCAACCUCCGCUGUAUCCGCUCUUUAUCCUUUUGUUGGAAAACUUCAGUCAGAAAAUUGCAAUAGGAGCACCACCCUAGUUCUUAUAUGGAUCAUCAAAAUUGCAGAACCCAAGAUGGGUCUUUGUAAAUGAAACAAAUGAGAAAAUGUCUCAAUCUCUUGUCUCUGAGUUGUUUGAUGGUACCAAUUAUACAAUGUGGAGUAGAGGAAGUAGUGUACAUGAAAUAUCUCUCGCAGUCUUAGCACCUUCCGCUGCUCAAGGCAAUACUGACAUCCAUAUUGUCAAACUAAUGGUAUUGGCAGAUUGGUUAUGAGUUAGAUCGGAUUACAAGUUGAUCAGAUUAAGUGUUGAUCGGAUUACAGGUCAAUCGAUUUCGGGUUACGGGCGGGCAUUGGGUUGUUGACUUUUGGUCAAAUCGGGUUAUAAAUGGGUUGUGGCUCAGGUGGGUUGGACAGGUUAGUCGGGUCGGGUUCAAUUCUGACAUCUCUACAUUUUUCUCACCUAACCAUAGUGGGUGGACGAAGCCGUUGUUCUUCUCAUGGGUUCAAUUCUGACAUCCAUAUUGUCAAACUAAUGGUAUUGGCAGAUUGGUUAUGAAUUAGAUCGGAUUACGAGUUGAUCAGAUUAAGCGUUGAUCGGAUUACAGGUCAAUCGAUUUCGGGUUACGGGCGGGCAUUGGGUUGUUGACUUUUGGUCAAAUCGGGUUAUAAAUGGGUUGUGGCUCA